ACCGCUCGGCUUUAACGUACUUGCUGAACAUUCGGAUCAGUUAGGAAGAUAGGAAGCACGCUGCUAGUUAGCCUUAAGUAAAGCAUAAUAUUAUCUACCAACCCAAACUUGUAUGGGUUAGAAUACAGCCAGGAUAUGAUUCUGGAGUCCGUUCAUGUGAGUAGGCUGUCAAAUGUCUUGGAUUUCAGUUAAAAACCGUAGUUCACGAUAAUGCUAGCUCUCUGAAUUGGACCGAAAUGGCCUCGGAGCCGAAUCCUGCGGUUUUUCUCACUUCUGUUAUGGAGGAAAUCAACAGCCUGUCGCUGUGAGGUGAGGGUCUCUACAUACAGAGCUCGUGAUGAAGGCUCUCGGCGCGCGCUCCGCGUUCUACGUGGGCUUUCUGGUGGGCACGUGCAGCUUAUACCUGCUCCUGCGUCAGGCUGGGUUCACCCGGGACUCGGGGUCUCGUGAGCCCGGGACCCACGAUAAAACCCUGCUGGAAAUGCUUGAAGAAGAAAACAAGAACUGGAAGAAGGAGAGGUCGGCUCUUUUCAACCUCAAUCAUCCGCACCAUACAGGUGAGGAUGGCGCACUGGCUGACUCUCUUUAUAAGCGUGUACGCAUUCUCUGUUGGGUUAUGACUGGCCCUGAUAACCUGGAAAAGAAAGCUCGGCAUGUGAAAGCCACAUGGAGUCGUCACUGCAACAUUGUGGUCUUUAUAAGCUCUGUGGACAAUCCAGAUUUUCCCACAGUUGGCCUGAACACUAAAGAAGGUCGGGAUCAGCUAUACUGGAAAACCAUCCGCGCUUUCCACUAUGUCAUGGAGAAGCACGGCGAUGAGGCCGACUGGUUUCUCAAAGCAGAUGAUGACACUUAUGUGAUCGUUGACAACCUGCGCUGGAUUCUGGCUCGCCAUUCUCCAGAGGACCCAGUGUACUUUGGCCGGCGUUUUAAGCCAUAUGUAAAACAGGGCUACAUGAGUGGAGGUGCUGGCUAUGUGCUCAGCAAAGAAGCUCUGAGGAGGUUUGUGGAGGGCUUUCGCACCAAGGUGUGCACUCACACUACCUCAGUGGAGGACCUUGCUAUGGGUCAGUGUAUGGAGAAGAUAGGUGUCAAGGCAGGAGACUCCAGAGACACCAUGCAAAGAGAGACAUUCCAUCCUUUCGUACCCGAGUCCCAUCUUACUGGCACAUUUCCCAAAACUUUCUGGUACUGGAACUACUGUUAUUACCCCAUUGUACAGGGCCCACAGUGUUGCUCAGACCUGGCUGUUUCUUUCCACUAUGUGGAUGCGUCGCACAUGUACCUGCUGGAAUACUACACUUACCACUUGCGUGCCUUUGGCUACAAAUAUCGCUAUCAGCCCCCUGAACCCAAUGUUAAAGCCCCAGAGAAAGUAGAAACUCGAGUCUUGGAGCAAAAGGACAAGGUUGAAGCACAGGAAGAGGAAAACCAAUCCCCUGAACUUAACGACAAGUUAUAGCAGCUUAUUUUGACAAAAUGGAAACUUUCCAACUCUUCCACACACACACAAACUAUUUUUGGGGAUGUCUUACCCCCCUUUUUUGUUUUUGGAUAUCGUCUCCUGUAUAUGUGCGACAGAAAAGUGUGCACGACUUAUUUGUUUGAUUGAAUGCAAUUGGUACAGUUUGGGAGGGUUUUUCCUCUUGAUAAUGCAUUUGUAUGUGAAUGUUUAAAUAUAUAUGACAGUGCUGAAUUGUAUGAUAUGAA
Danio rerio (zebrafish) is the source of this 1710-nucleotide messenger RNA. It is a transcript of the gene c1galt1lb, whose product is annotated as core 1 synthase, glycoprotein-N-acetylgalactosamine 3-beta-galactosyltransferase 1, like b. Lineage: Eukaryota; Metazoa; Chordata; Actinopteri; Cypriniformes; Danionidae. Gene Ontology annotation, molecular function: glycosyltransferase activity; N-acetylgalactosaminide beta-1,3-galactosyltransferase activity. The record is from RefSeq and is marked provisional. Gene Ontology annotation, cellular component: membrane.